Messenger RNA from Acanthochromis polyacanthus (spiny chromis), 6341 nucleotides. It is a transcript of the gene lratb.1, whose product is annotated as lecithin retinol acyltransferase b, tandem duplicate 1. The transcript is spliced from 16 exons. Lineage: Eukaryota; Metazoa; Chordata; Actinopteri; Pomacentridae. Bases 10 to 1389 code for a protein of 459 amino acids. The record is from RefSeq and is a predicted model, not a curated record.
CAACACAGCAUGAACGUAUACCUGGGAGCCGGUCCGAUCCGUCGCUGUCUGGACCUGGGAGCCGACAUCGUGGUGACGGGUCGUUGUGUGGACAGCGCCAUCGCUCUGGGGCCGCUGAUGCACACCUUUGGAUGGCAGAGGAGCAACUACGACCUGCUGGCAGCUGGGAGUCUUGCAGGUCACCUCAUUGAAUGUGGAGCUCAGAGCACCGGAGGAAUCUUCACCGACUGGCACAAAGUCCCUGACUGGGACAACAUGGGUUUCCCGGUGGUCGAGUGCUCCGCCGACGGUUCCUUCGUUCUGUCCAAACCGCCCAGAACCGGCGGCCUGGUGUCCUUCGGUACGGUGGCCGAGCAGCUCUUGUACGAGAUUGGUGACCCGCGGAGAUACAUGCUGCCCGACGUCACCUGCGACUUCAGCCAGGUGCAGCUGCAGGAGCUGCCAGGUGUAGACGGAGGUGCUGUCAGAGUGACCGGAGCUAAAGGCUUCGCUCCGUCUCGUGACUACAAGGUAUGUGCGACCUACAUGGACGGUUUCAGAGCGACGGCGGUUUGUCCCAUCGGAGGGCCGAGAGCGGCAGAAAAGGGCCGGCGAACUGCAGACAGCAUCAUCAAACGGACGAAGCGAAUGUUCAAGCAGUUGGGGAUGGAAGAUUACACCUCCGUCAACGUCCAGGCCCUCGGAGCUGAAGACACGUACGGCGCCAAUGCUCGCAACAAGGGCUCCAGGGAGGCGGUGAUCUGGAUCGCCGUCCACCACAAACAGAAGAAAGCUCUGGAAGUCUUCUCCAGGGAAGUGGCUCCUGCGGGUACCGGCAUGGCUCCUGGACUCACCGGUAUCGCGGGCGGGCGACCCAGAGUGUCUCCCGUCCUGAAGCCGUUUUUCUUCUUACAUCCCAAAUCUGAGCUGACGGUGGACAUUCAUGCCAAUGGAGAACUGGUGGAGUCACUUUCAGAGGCGGGGCCAGACACACCUGAGCAGGACGAAGCCCCGUCCACCUCGGAGGAUGUACCUGACACAGACUUGCCUAGUGGACCACUCAGCUACAGACUGGAGGAACUGGCCUACACAAGGAGCGGCGACAAAGGCGACUCGGCUAACAUCGGUGUGAUCGCUCGCCAUCCCCUCUUCUUCCCUUACCUGAAAAAACACCUGACUUCUUCUGUGGUGCAGGAAUACUUGUGCCACCUCUUCGCACCAGAAGAGAAGAACCCUGUCACAAGAUACACUCUGCCAGGGAUCCACGGCCUCAACUUCGUCCUGCAGAGCUCGCUGGGAGGGGGUGGCGUGGCGUCUCUUCGCAGUGACCCCCAGGGCAAAGCCUUCGGUCAGAUGCUGCUGGACCUGAAGCUGAAAGGACUCCCCGACCUCAAGUCGCUGGUGGACUGAGAGAUGUGGUGAGAGCUGGAGGCAAAUGGAGACAUGAAAGGCACUUCACAAGAAGGACAGAGAGCCAGACUUGAAAGACAGUUUACCUCAACAGAAACACAAAGAUCCCAACACCCUAAACAAGAAAGAAAACAACACUUAAAAAGCACAAGAUUCUAAUCAACAUAUAAUUUGGCACAGAUUUAGAGGAUUUUGCCCACAAUGCGAUCCAAACAGAAACAUCCAAAGAAAACAGAAACACUAAGUAGAACUUGGAGGAACAUAUUCACUACAUGUGUUUGGCUAAAUACAUUUUUCCCAUCCUCCAAGAGGUUUUAGUCAGCUCCAAGGGAAAACACCACACAAAAUACCUAGAUUUGUUCAUUUUGGUUUCAUUUACUUAAGCAUAAGACAUAUUUUUGCUCCUCAUGGUCAGAAAUAACAGAAAAAUGCAGAUUCCUGUCAAAUACGGAAACCAAGACUCAUUGUCUUUACUGUACUUGAACUCUUCUCAUUAUCGCGAUCUUUAAAAAAAACCUUGAUUUCCACCUAAACCAUGGACUUAUUUAGAAUUUCCAUCACUUAAAGCAUGCUCAAAAUCAGUCACUAGCAGUUCCAUAACUAUUAAACCCAAACCAAACAACCUUUCAGCUGUACGGAUCAAAAAUGCUCAGAAGAAUUUGGAAAUAACAACAAGACUUGAUGUGUUUCUGUUACCAGGUCUGAAAAGUUCCGCAAAACUGCACUGUAAAUUUUUACGGAUCAAAACUGCACCUAAAAUACAGCACACAUUGAAAUAUUUCGUUCUAGACCAAAGUGUUGCUAUUUGUAUGGCAAAAAAGCAAAUGUCCAAGUAUUGAACCUUGUGGAACACCAGAGAACAUUCGCCUUUUAAGCACCGGAUUCGACUUAGAUGCACGUUUUAGAGGUGAACUUAAUCUGCUGUAAAAUAAGAAUUAAUUCAGCUUUACUGUGAAAAGCUGCAAUUUAGAAGGUUAAAUUAAACCAGAGGAUAUAAAUAAGGUCCAUAAAAUGACUAAAGUGAUGUCGUUUAUGCAGCUUUUUGUCUGGAAUGCGACGCUGACCAUGGUUGUAGAUUUAUUCCUUGUUCUUCUUAAAUUGUUUUUUUCUUGGCUGCUGCUUUCAUGGUUAAGGAUGAAUUAUAAAUCUCAACAAGUGCUUAGAAUGAAGUCUAGAAGACAGCUGCAGGUAAAAUUACUUGAAAAGCUACAAGUUUCCAAGUUGUGUUACUCUUAGUUUUGGGGUUAAAAUGUGCACUAAACCAUGACUGUAUUGACUGUGUGUCGGAGCUUCGCUGGAAGCUGGCGACAGACUGUCUGAGAGGUUUUUCCUGCUCAAAGCACACAUGUUGGUGAUGUAGGAAGCACUUUAGAUCCAGACUGGAGCUGCCCUGACCUCCGACCCCUCAGGAACCAGGACGGUGGUUUGGGUUUCCCUCCGAGGGUAAACGGAGUCUCUGCCGUCAGAUAUCGGAGGACACUCGGACUCUAGGUCCGACACCCGGUUCUCCCGUCGGGUUCACCUCGGUGUGACCCGACUCCGAUGUCGGCUGGCCCGCAGGAAUGCUGGUCUGCAUCCACCAAACCAACUCUGUGGCUUCCAGCCUGUUUAGUCAUAAUUGCAAACAGACUGAAGCUGCAGUCCCUCGGCAGCUUCCGUCGGGGCUCAAAUCUCAUCAGGUCCACCUCGUCUGAAUCACAUCCCUCCCCCCCCGUUUCACCAAACCUUCCUCCUGACGCCGCUUUUCCAACUCCCAGUGUCCAGGAAAAUUCCUCUCCGACCCUUGACCUCUUUUCAAGAACUAGAUUUAAGUCUUGUCGAAUAAAUAGAGACAAAUCCUCAAAUGGAGAGAAAAAGAGCCACGUUAGAGUCUGCCUGCAACAAUAAAUAAACAGCCGUCCUCUAAACAGACAUUCAGAGACGUUGGCAGGACAGAUCCUUCCAGGCAACGAUUGAAAGCAGAGUUUGAUUCAGUCACACGGGAAAAGUUCGAAUCUCUCAGCCCGUCUUUGGGAUUUAGAGGCAGAUUUUUACAAAGCGAGGUGUCAAAAUCAAAGCUCUAAAUCCCGGUUUCUGUCAAGAAGCCGCAGCUGUCAGCACUUUGCAUGUAAACCCUCAGAUAUGUUCACAUCUCAAUGAUGAACUACAACAGUUUGGAUCCACAUCUGUCUGGCAUAUUGCUCCACAAAAACCGUUUGUUUUAAUUACUCGGAGAAACCCUUCAUCACUGUUAAACAACACUUCACCCGACACACAUUCAAUGUUUUCCCAAAACAAGUCGUGUGUGAGGAUUUCCCAGCAAUCACUACUCAUUUUCUGGCAUCUUUUAGUCAUUUUGCACUCUGCUCUUUGCCAUUAUUGGCUUUCCUGCAACCAAUAUUUUGUUCAGAACAUAAGAAUAGGCAGCAAUUGUUGGGAAUAUAGUUUCAUUUUAGGGGUGAGAGGAGCAAAUGUGCCACUUGAACCAACGUCAAGAUGGAAAUUGAUGGUUUUUACAGACAGUUUCCCCAAAAAUCCAAUUAAGAUUUCACUUUAUUCAUUCAAGGUUUAUUUCUUUGUAUAGUUGGGAAACAGUCAGCAAUCUUCUGAACUUAUUACAAAAAGCAUUUAGUAGACAAAAAGUAGAUCAUAAAAUAUGAGACUCCUUUAUUAAUGUUGAAAAUGUAGGUAUCCCACAGAUUCCUGUAAAUGUGGAAAAUAGUGAUUUUGCACAGAAUUUUCGCCAGAUUUUGAAAUAUCGCUGAGUAAAUAUAUUCGAUCUCAGUCUACCGUUAGACCACAGGAAAAUAAAUGAGAGUAAAAUUUACCAACUCAUCCACCAAAUGUUGAAAUAUUUCACUUUGGACCACAAAGUUGCUUAUUCGUUUGGCAAAAAAGCAAAUGCUCAAGUAUUGAACCUUGUGGAACACCAGAGAACAUUUUCUCAAUUUCAGUUGCCUAAUUCGAAUUAGAUGCACUUUUCUGAGAUUUGUCUGCUCAAAGAAUAGGAAAAAACAACAUAUUGGGAUGAAUUUCAUGUUAAAUGUAGCUGGUAGCUUGUGAGAUUCGCUUUUCUGGACCAAUUUUUGAGGAACACCACAGUAUGUUAUGUUAUUUAGGUAGUUUCUAAACUACCAAUGCAAAGUGCCUUCUUGAAGUAUGGUGAAGUUUGUCUUUGAUCAAUGCAAAGUGCCUUCUUGAAGUAUGGUGAAGUUUGUCUUUGAUCAAACAUGAAAAUAUCUCCAGACAAACUUGUGUAAUUUUCCAGUUGGACUUCUUUUUGAUACUUGAAGGUGUUUUACCUGCAAUGCAAGAAUUUAACUCUGCUGCCAGGUUCCUCAGUCAAAGUAUGUUUUAAUUGUUUUGAAGACAGCAAAUGUCUGUGCCACAUCUCAUUGAAAUUAGGGCUGUAACUAACGACGCCUCGAGUAAUCGUCUGAGCACAAUACGUCAUCAAAAGCGGAAGUGAGCGUACAAUGCAACAGAAAUCACCAUCCAACCGAAGCACGAAACACGGACGAACGUCGAUGCUGCAUCGUGCAUAUAUUAUGUAUGCACGAUGCAGCGUGGAUGUCCACGCUUAGAUACAGCUGUAUAGUAAAUGCUGACAUCCGUGUUUACGAUAGAUCGCUGAUGUCCGUGCUGUAUCAUGCAUACAUAAUACAUGCACGAUGCAACGGCGAUGUCCGUCAGUGUUCUGCGCUCAGGUCGGAUGGGGAUUUCUGUUGCAUUGCACGCUCACUUCCGCUUUUGAUGACUUAUCGUGCUCAGACGAUUACUCGAGGUGUCGUUAGCUGCAGCCCUAAUUGAAAUCCAUCCAGUAGUUUUAGUCUGAAUCAAAGUGCUGAAAGCGAUAAAAGCAAGGGUCCAAGUAUUGAACCUUGUGGAACACUGGACAACAUUUGGUCAGUUUCAAUUGCCAAAUUCAAAUUAGACUCACUUUUCCGAUAUUGACCUGCUAAAAAAAUGGGGAAAAAAACAACAUAUUGGGAUGAAUUUCAGCCUAAAUGUAGCUGGUAGGUCUUGAGAUCAGCUUUUCUGGACUAAAUUUUACAAAAAAAGCAAAGUCCACACAUUGAGCCUUGAGGAACACCGCAGUAUGUUAUGUUAUUUAAGUAGCUUCAAAACUUCCAAUACAAACUGACUUCUUGAAGUUGAUCUUUGAAUAAACUCUGGUCAAACUCUAGAAUAUCUACAGAAAAACCUGUAUAAUUUUCCAGCUGGACUUCUUUUUGGUAUGUGAAGGUGUUUCACUUGCUAUCCAAGAAGCUAGCUCGGCUGCCAGAUUCCUCAGUCAAAGUGUAUUGUUUUGAAGAGAGGGAAUGUCUAUGCUAAAUUUCAUGGAAAUCUAUCCAAUACUUUCUGUUCAAAUCAAAGUGCUGAAAGCGACAAAAGCAAGGGUCCAAGUAUUGAACCUUAUGGAACACCAGAAGUGUUUUCCUUCAUUUCAACAGGAUUAAUUAAGCCAAAAGGAACAGAAAAAUGACGUGACCCUCUCUAUGUUUGAGGAAAACUUGUUAUAGAAGUUGUGUAGACUCUGGUUGAUCUGUGUGAUUUGGUGUUUUUUGCCUUGUAGCUUAAACUCACAUAGAUGAAUGACGCAAAAACAGUGUAGCAUCUGUUGUUGGAUUUUUACACUGAUCCAAACAAAAACAUUUUUUGAUUUGCAAAAACUCAACCGUUUGCAUUUAAACUUCACACACGGCCUUAUUGUGGUACCAUAUGUGCUUUUUGUAUGACUUCAUUUUGAGGCUAAAUUCAGUAUUUUUACAUUCGAAAUGAUUAAACUCUUGUAAUUAAAGAUCUUAAGUGACUAAAAAUGUAAAUUCUAAAGAGGGGAGAAAAAAUCAACUUCUGCCUUCUUUUUCAUUGCUGAAGUCUGAUUCUUCACUUGCUUUCUAAAUGUUUUUCUGUAUAAAACUGAUUUUGUAGAUACUAAACCUAAGAGAUUAAAGAUAUUUUUAUUACCAAAA